Molecule: messenger RNA, 1597 nt
Organism: Rhineura floridana
Lineage: Eukaryota; Metazoa; Chordata; Lepidosauria; Squamata; Rhineuridae
Gene: TYW5
Product: tRNA-yW synthesizing protein 5
Exons: 9
Coding region: 574-1581 (335 amino acids)
Biological process (GO): wybutosine biosynthetic process
Molecular function (GO): tRNA binding; 2-oxoglutarate-dependent dioxygenase activity
Source: RefSeq, a predicted model, not a curated record
UCGACGGCGAGACAACCGUCCAGGGAGAGGGAGGCCGGGGCAGCCCGAGCCAGCCGGGCUUGGCCUGAGACGCGGCCGCCGAGAGCAGGGAACAGCGGCGGGUAUGGGCGAGAGAGAACCGCAACAGCCAGCGGCAACGGCUGUAAGAGGCCCCCACGGGCAGCGCCAUCGCCCGCCGCCUCAGCCCUCCCGUCAUCCCACGGAAGUCCUGUAGUGAAAGAGAUCCGGGUAGAAAGAGAGCCGCGUAGAAGGUUCCUCUUGAAGGGGGGGGGGAGAAUUGUGGAGUUCUUCACCUUCCCCCUCCCCCCCAUAGGAAGCUGCCUUAUACUGAGUCAGAUCAUUGGUCCAUCCAGUACUAUCUUCACUGGCUAGCAGCGGCUUUCCAGGGUUUCACACAGAAAGACUGUUCCUGUCCUACUUGGAGAUGCCUGAGGGAUUUCACCUGGGAUCUUCUGCGUGCAAAGUAGGUGUUCUGCUACCGGGCUAUGAUCAUUCCCUUCCCAAUUACCGAAGGAGAGGAAAAGUAACUCCUCGGUCUACUUUGCUGAGAAUCCUGGUUGCCGGGAGGAAGAAAUGAGAUCGGGACACGCUGGCGGAAAUGAUAGGCAGCCUUGGCUCUGCAUGGUGGCUAUGGAGAGGCAGCAAGUCAUCCCCCUGGCUCAGUACCCUGAAGUCACCCGGGAGAGCUUCCUGCAGGACAUCUACCCUUUGAGAAAGCCAGUAAAGCUGAAGGGAAUCGAUUUGGGCCCUUGCCUGACCAAGUGGACAGUGGAUUACCUCUGUCAAGCAUCAGGAAGUAAAGAAGUAAAGGUUCAUGUUUCUGCUGUGCCUCAGAUGGACUUCCUCAGUAAGAACUUUGUGUAUAGAACAUUGCCUUUUGAUGUAUUUAUAAGGAGAGCAGCUGAAGCCAAACAUACAGAGUACUUUAUUUCAGAGGAUGAAAAGUACUAUUUGCGAUCACUGGGAGAAGAUCCACGAACGGAGAUUGCAGACCUCAGAAAGCAGUUUCCUGUGCUGGCAGAUGAUAUACAAAUCCCAGAAUACUUUGAAAAGGAGCAGUUUUUCUCCACUGUCUUCCGCAUAAGCUCAGCAGGACUGCAGCUUUGGACACAUUAUGAUGUAAUGGAUAACUUCUUAAUUCAGGUGACAGGAAAGAAAAAAGUUGUACUGUACAGUCCCCGUGAUGCACCAUAUUUAUAUUUAUCAGGCACCAAGUCAGAGGUGCUAAAUGUGGACAAGCCAGAUUUGAAGAAAUAUCCUCUCUUUGUCAAGGCCAGGCGCUACGAGUGCCAGUUAAAAGCAGGAGAUGUUUUGUUUAUUCCAGCUUUAUGGUUUCAUAAUGUGACUUCUGAGGAGUUUGGAGUGGGAGUCAAUGUUUUCUGGAAGCACCUUCCUUCCAAUUGCUAUGAUAAGACAGACACUUAUGGAAACAAAGAUCUUGCUGCAGCCUCAAGAGCAGUACAGAUUUUAGACAGAGCCCUGAAAACCCUAGAAGAGCUACCUGAAGAAUACAGAGACUUUUAUGGGCGGAGAAUGGUUUUACGGAUCCAAGAGAAAACCUAUAGUAUUAACUAUGAAUAAAGAGCACUUUCACAGA